AAAUAAUUUUAACUCCAGAAUAAACAACACCUGUGUCGAAGCAAAUGCUAUGUAUGCAUUACAGGUAUAACAUGCGUUUAUCUUGGCCAGGUCGCAAUUGUAAAUGAGAACUUGUUCUCAACUUGCCUACUACCUGGUUAAAUAAAGGUGCAAUUAAAAUAAAUAAAUAAACAUUUACUUGAUGUAUUUCACCGAAAGUCCCUGAUAUUUAUUCUAAUUUAUUGUUUUAAGGUUAUUUUGAGAUGUGUUACACUACUUUCAAGAGUGAACUAUUGUAUUGUAUUUAUUUUCUACAUGGUGUUAAUGCUGUGAGGUCAUCAACGGGAGCCAUGCUUUUACUCCUCGGUUUGCUCAGAGCCUGAUGAGGAGAGGCUAAUAUAGUUGUGUAUGGCAGUCCAGACGGCAGCAUCAAGCUUGGCUUUGUAUUUGUAUCCAGUCACCAAAAGAGAGACAACCGGCAGGCUUGUGUCCAGAGACUUGUCUUCCACCUACACCUCACCAGAACACAACGCAGAAAGGACAUACCAAGUAAAGCCGAGGACCUCAAUGGGCCACUUCAAGGUCUAUGUCCAGCGCAGGGACACAGCAACAGCUGUAGAGCCUCCUAAUCCAUCUGCCGAGCCAUCAGAUCAGGAGUUGCUGUCUAUCUGCCUGGGUUUUGACCAAGCAUUAACAGGAUACACUUUAAAGUGGUAAGCUGCUCCUACUGCCACUGCACCCCCUGCUGUGCUAGCUCCCACUGCCCCUCCUCAGCUCCGGUCAACCUCCCAGGCAACAGCUGGACCAGUACAGCCUGCUGCUGACGCUCAGGUGCUUCUUCUCCCUGAGGGAUGGAAGCAGACCCUCCCAAAGGAGCAGCAAGAGUGGGUCAGUCGGCCAUUUUCAUAAGAGACAAGCAGCUCAAAUGUGUCCUGAAAAGCCAGCUUGAGCUGUGGUACUUCCCUCCUCUGCCUGCUAACAUCAGCCUCCAGCUUCUCCCUCUGCCUACUUCCUCCGGCCAUUCUGCCUCUGGAUGCCCUGCCACCUGUGGGCCUUUAAGUUUGUGUGCACCCAGCCACAGUGCACCCAGCCACAGUGCACCCAGCCACAGUGCAAGCGUCAAAAGCUCACAGGCUGUGGGGUGUACAAGACAGUCCGGAGGGUGCUUGACAUGGACGGCUGGUAUUAAAUGGGGACAGAGUACCUGGAGUGCCGCCUCUGUAAGAUGCUACUAGCAGGAUGGUCGCUGGAGGUCUUGAACCAGCUGGACACAAGUCAUCGCUCCAUGUUCCCAGCCAUCUUGACUUACAGGCUGUCCUGUGACCUGAAGGUGGUCAGGCUGAUGAAAGAGAGGACACCGGGGAACAGUGUGACCAGGCUGUACAACCAGCUGAGGGAGCAGCACAGCCUGGCCUGGAUGAGUCGGACCCUGUACUACCUGUCUGUCUGUGACCACUUUGUAGUCCCAGGUGCUGCACCACUGAGGGUAACACCUCCUCCUCCCUUUUUGGAUGUGCCCUCAAUCCAGUGGCUGCUGACUGUCCACGGCUACAACGUUCUGUUCCAGCUAGAGGACUUCAAGGCCAGAGUCACCUCCAUCUUUGGGUCCAUCCUGAAGAUGGAUUCAACCAAGAAGGUGACCAAGAAACUAGCUGGGACAGCAGCGUGGGCCACAAAUGUUGUCAAUGAGUACGGCCAGGCGCUCAUUACGGUCCUCACUGACAGUGAAGGAGAGGGUCUGCUCGACAUGGCAGCUGGCCUCCAGCAGCGCUACAGCCAGGUGCUCAUUACGGUCCUCACUGACAACGAAGGAGAGGGCCUGCUCGACAUGGCAGCUGGCCUCCAGCAGCGCUACGGCCAGGUGCUCAUUACGGUCCUCACUGACAGUGAAGGAGAGGGCCUGCUCGACAUGGCAGCUGGCCUCCAGCAGCGCUACGGCCAGGUGCUCAUUACGGUCCUCACUGACAGUGAAGGAGAGGGCCUGCUCGACAUGGCAGCUGGCCUCCAGCAGCGCUACGGCCAGAUGCUCAUUACAGUCCUCACUGACAGCGAAGGAGAGGGUCUGCUCGACAUGGCAGCUGGCCUCCAGCAGCGCUACGGCCAGGCGCUCAUUACGGUCCUCACUGACAGUGAAGGAGAGGGUCUGCUCGACAUGGCAGCUGGCCUCCAGCAGCGCUACGGCCAGGCGCUCAUUACGGUCCUCACUGACAGCGAAGGAGAGGGUCUGCUCGACAUGGCAGCUGGCCUCCAGCAGCGCUACGGCCAGGCGCUCAUUACGGUCCUCACUGACAGUGAAGGAGAGGGUCUGCUCGACAUGGCAGCUGGCCUCCAGCAGCGCUACGGCCAGGCGCUCAUUACGGUCCUCACUGACAGUGAAGGAGAGGGUCUGCUCGACAUGGCAGCUGGCCUCCAGCAGCGCUACGGCCAGGCGCUCAUUACGGUCCUCACUGACAGUGAAGGAGAGGGUCUGCUCGACAUGGCAGCUGGCCUCCAGCAGCGCUACGGCCAGGCGCUCAUUACGGUCCUCACUGACAGUGAAGGAGAGGGUCUGCUCGACAUGGCAGCUGGCCUCCAGCAGCGCUACGGCCAGGUGCUCAUUACGGUCCUCACUGACAGCGAAGGAGAGGGCCUGCUCGACAUGGCAGCUGGCCUCCAGCAGCGCUACAGUAAAUCUGGAGUGGCACCUCCCAAGCUGCUCUCUGUCGACCGGGACUGCCACGCCCUGAUGGGAAAGGGGAAGACGGCAGCCAUGUUCAGCCAGUGGGAUGAGCUCAUCGUCCGGCUGGAUGUGUGGCACCUCAUCCGUCGUUUAGCUCGGGGAGUGACCACAGAGAGUUCGGGGAGUGACCACAGAGAGCUCGGGGAGUGACCACAGAGAGCUAUGCUCUCUUUUUGUGGCGGCUCUCCUCCUGCAUGUUGGUGUGGUGUGCAGAUGAUGUGGAGCGCCUGCUGGAGGCCAAGCGAGGUGAGCUCAUGGAGAGCAACAUCACGGGGCUCAGCGACGCACAGGUGAUGAAGAGGAUCAGCCUGAAGGAGAUGGCUCGGCACUGUCGUCGUCUCCGCACGCGCGGGGCGGAGGAGACUGAGCGUCUCAUCAGGGAGCUCCUGGAGACCUUCAGGGAUGCCACAGUCACCCUGGGCGUCCGGCUCCUGGACCGUGACCGAAUGCAGGCCAUCUGGCAGACCCAGAGACGACACCUGGUCUGCAUUCAGGACCCCCCUGGUGUCAGCCUCUAUACCAACAAGGGCAAGGACCGUGACCAAGGGCGGGGUCAUCCUGCCUGUGUUGCGCUGCGCUCGUGUCUCCACCUCCCUGGAGUCUAUCCACCUCCACCACUUCAUUCCUGGUGUUAAAUGUAAAACUGGGUCAUGUUGUUACGUCAUGUUGUGUGUUAACAACUGUGUGCAUGGGAGGAGUUAUUAUUUCUUGUUGUCCUCAUUUAUAGGAACAAGUGCGGGUCCCAAGCACUUUCAGGCCUACCUCCUUGAAGGGUUGGUUCAGUGGAAUGAGGACCGUGCCGAAGCUGCAGCCGAGGGGUGGGGCAGAAGCAGACCCUGCACUGCUAUGAUGCUGUAGCCCAGCACACCAUCAAUGAGCUGAGCCAGAAGCUCCUGGGCCCAGUCUUGUGAAGGAUCACACAAGGCCUGCAAAGUACACUGGGGAACUCAUUGGGGUCGAGUAUCUCUUCUCCCAGACCCAUGGUGACCAGAGUCCAACCUCGGUAAGGACCCAGAUGUCCCAGACGGGACACCUACUCUAUUUGAGGGAGAGGAGGAUGACCCCACCAUGUCCUUGCCCGACCUCGAUGACCGUCUCUCACCAGUCCCUCCACCGCCCACUCAACCCAACCCAUCCCAGGUACCUGUCGUCACACCCCCUGAUGACACUGCACCAGCUGCCAGUCAGGACCCGGAGGAUGAUGAGUACAUCGGACCUGAUGGGGUUAGUGGAUACCAGCACGUGGUCCUCCUGGCCACUAGUCAGCCACUGCCACCUCCACCCAGUCUGUCUUCCACCUCCCUCCCUAUAACGCCAGUCUCCCAAGACCUGCCUUCGACCUCCACUCCUCUUCCCCCUUCUGCUGGUGGACCCAAGGUCUCCAGGACCACCGAAUGGAGGAGGAAGAAGCUGGAGUCUGGCAUAAAAGUCAGAGUGCACAAGCCAUACGUGCUCUAAAUGUGGCAAGCCUAAAACUUCUGAGUUUGGACACAUGAUUCUGUGCCACUACCUCUGGUGGCCAAACUGUGGAGGAGUGGCUGGCACUCAUGGGGGCCCAGCAUGGUGCUAGCCAAGGCCAGUAAACUCUGACUGGUGUGUACAUUGUAAAGUAGUUUUUGUUCUUUGUUUUUUUUAUGACAUUCAUUGUUAAUCUCUUGUACAUUUAGUUAUUUUAAAAUAAUCUUAACUUGUGCAGUAGGAUGGGUUGUUUCACAUAUGACAUUCCCUGUGAAAUAAAUAAUUGAAUGC
Messenger RNA from Oncorhynchus mykiss (rainbow trout), 4447 nucleotides. The record is from RefSeq and is a predicted model, not a curated record. NCBI's taxonomy places the organism in Eukaryota, Metazoa, Chordata, Actinopteri, Salmoniformes, Salmonidae.